Messenger RNA from Lytechinus pictus (painted urchin), 2800 nucleotides. RefSeq lists its product as uncharacterized. NCBI's taxonomy places the organism in Eukaryota, Metazoa, Echinodermata, Echinoidea, Temnopleuroida, Toxopneustidae. The transcript has 2 exons. The record is from RefSeq and is a predicted model, not a curated record. The coding region runs from base 678 to 1814 and encodes 378 amino acids.
GAGGCUUGGGUGGAACCAAGAAGGCAUGGCCACUUGCUAAACUCAAAUUGAUGCGUGCAUGUGGUACAGGGUUGUAUAUAGACAGAGAAUAAACUGAUUCAAACUAUUUGCAAUCAUCUUUUUUUUGGAAACGCCUUGAUGAUGCAAUAGUCUGAUAUUGACGUUCAUUCUGGCUAUACGUCAUUCGAGGGCAAAUAAAGAUCGAAGGACAAUGGACUACAGGCAGAAACCACUUUCUUCGAGUCGGUACUAAAUCGCAUAUGAAUGUGUACCGACAUGAUGUCCUCGACCCUGUGCAUUGGUGUGUUUCAUAUCGAUUGGUAUAAAACCUUUAUAGGAGGCGCCGCGUUUUGGCGUUCACUCCGCCACUUACGAUUUGUACCAGUCACAACCAAGAAAAUAAUUCCUUCAAGAAACUUUCGUUUUCUUUGUACGUUUUACACACUUGGACAGGAAGGAAUGACUUAGCUUUCAUAGUGGCAUUUAGUAUGUGACAAUUGUCAUGCAAGAUACAUAAGCCGGAGCAUAAAUGCAAAGUUUUGACGAAACCAAUCACCUCAAGUUCUAAUGGUUUAGGAUAAGGAAACCAAAACGAUAAUCUGAUCGGGAAUCAAAACAACCGGACAGUGGAAGAGAUCUUCACCUAGCUAGCUGUCAUUUGAAAUAACAAAUCGACAAUGCGACCCCCUAGUCCAUUGCCAAUAACCACUGUCACCAGACAUCAUCGUAUGUUUUCUCAUGAUGAUUUAAUGACUGGAGAUUCAUCACGAUCAUCAAGCUUGCCCCCUCGUGCUCGGGUGUCAUUCAGUGGUAUCAACACACUAGCACCAUGCUCAAAUGAGUUUCAGAAAAGUCUUAACGACUUACAUCGGAUGGAAGAGGACAGUAACUUCACCGAAAAUAAACUCACUCUGCCCGUUAUCCAGCUUCUGAAAUGCUCAGAAAAUGACCAUAGUCAUAGGAAAACUCGAUCAAACUGCUGGGAUGAUGAUAGUGGGGCGGGUACAUCUGAUGAUGAUAACACAAAGAGCUGGACAUCACUAAGCAAUGCUGGUACACUCGUCACUUUGGAACCGAAGAAACGGAACCGUUUUAAGGCAAAAAGUGAACAAUUAGAGGUCGAGGCCUGUGAUGAUAAUAUUUCAGUUCGUUCUGAUUCUUAUAUGAUAUGUAAUACUUCACCAAGUGUACGACGAAGAGCUAGACAGAGUAUGAAGCACGAAGGAGGUAUUAAAGAAAGGUUAUCAAGAAAAGAUGAAAGCAAAAGAGGACAAAAGACAUCCUUGGAUCUUGAACCAUCAAUGUGGAAGAAUGGAUCUCGUGGCUUAUCGCCCUUGUCACGAACCCAACAGAACAAAGACAAUCCAGUUUGCCUGCCCAUAAAUCGUAGCAAAUCUGCUCAUACCAGUCCUCAGCGGGAGAGUCGAGAAAUCUACCAACCGAGCAACAAUAGCGCCCCCAACUCACCGUACGGAAGUCCCCUUCUAAAUCGUGCGAACAACGGUAAAGGUGUUCCCAAUAUCCCUAAAUGGCGGAAGCCCUUCAGCUUAUCAACAUCACCACCAUCAAGCAGCUUAACAAACCAGAAUAUCAACCCAAUCCUAGUCAAAAUUGACCCAAUGUCAGGAUCUUCUAGACGAGUUAAUAAAGACAAUUCUAGAUCGUUUAGACUGAGUGAUUUAACUAUCGAAAGUGCAACCAAAGGCAGACAUGUUACAGUCAAUUUAGAAGAGGAAUUUAAACGAUUAAAAGCGUGCAGAUACUUACGUUGUCAAUCAGAUGGAAAGGGAUCAAAUGAAGAUGUAUUCGCAUAGAAUAAUUAACAAACAUUUGAUUCAUGGGAAAAUAUACCAACGGGCCAGGACCAAUAAUUUCAAUAGACAAUCGGCCGACAGUAUUCAAAUCAUCUCUUAAAAUGGAAGUUACCCAAUAGAAGUCUACCCUAACAGAAAUUUAUUUGAAAUAAAAAGAGAAAAAUCUAACAAGCGUAAUGCUGAAAAUGUCAUUAAAAAAAUCGGAUAUAAAAAGCUUUGAAAAACAAAAAUGAGACGGUAGACCAUGUCACUCACUUUCUAUUGAAUUUCAUUGCAUGAAUUGUACAACAUGUACAUUGCAUAUUUGGAUAUCAAAUCAUGAUUGGUUACAACACAGACAAUCCACAUUCAUGUUCAGGGAAGAAACAACCUUCGUUUGUUUACAUUAAAAAAAAAACCUUUUAGAAUAUAAUUAUGUUGUAUACAAAAUAUAAAGGAAAUAGUAAGUUGGUGACGUCAUCGGUUUCCAUAUACACAUUUUGACCAGGGGUGUUUCAUAAAGCUGUUUCUAAAGUUACCCACAACUUUACGCACGACUGGAACUUGUUCUUAGGUCAUAAAUCUAUCAUAUAGGGAUAUCACAUAGCACAAGAAAGGAUCACCAGUCGUGCGUAAAGUCAUUCGUAUCUUACGAACAGCUUAAUGAAACACCCACCAGGAAGAAAAAACUUAGAAAUAUCUUAGCUCUCCUAUUUUGCAUCUAAUAUUGAUGAAAGUUUCAUCAUUAAGCUAGUUUGAUUUAUCUAUGUGUUCGGAAACAAAAAUAUUGUUGGUUUGGACUUCCACUUUAAGUUUCGGAAAAAUCCUUCCAAUAUUGUCGGCAAUAAUAAUUCCAGUUUAUUACUCCAUCGUGUACAUUACGUGAACGUCUACUUCCUAACCUAAUGUAAUGAAGUUGAUAUGAAACAUUUCAGUGGAUGUACAUGUAUUUUGUGAUUUAACAUAGCAAUAAAUUGUAGUCGGGAUCCUGACAAAAAAAAAUAGAA